This is a messenger RNA of Diatraea saccharalis (sugarcane borer), 1626 nucleotides long. NCBI's taxonomy places the organism in Eukaryota, Metazoa, Arthropoda, Insecta, Lepidoptera, Crambidae. The record is from the annotation of a GenBank genome assembly.
AACACUGAACAUAACCUAAAAAUAAGUGUUGAAAUUCUGCUAAAUAGUAAGUGAAGAUAAAUAUUUAGCUAAUAUGAAAUCAAUUAGCAAUGACUAGCCAAUACAAGAAAUUCACGAAAUUGAUAGCAAAGUGGCCACUGGACAAUACAAAGGCUGGAAGAGAUCUUGGGAAGUUUAUAAGAGACAAAGUAAAAACAGCUUUUGAGGAAGACAGACAGAAACUAGACUCUGAGCUGUGUAACAGACAAUACAACUCUCUCAACAAAUUAGCAGACAACUACUACAGGAAUAAAUAUAAGAGGACUAGAAAUAGCACAGCUACUGGUUUGAGCACUGAAGAGUGUAAUUUAGUACUAUCUGACGAAGUUCUCAAUUAUUUGAAGGAAGAAAACAAAGGGUUUUUUCAAAAAAUUUUAAAUAAAACAAAAAAAUAAUGUGGAGACAUAUAAAACGGAUGAAAUUGCUUCUUUAUCGACAAUGCAGUACAGAAAAAAAUGCAUAUAGAGAUCACACACCUGUUAUGCUAAAUGAAGUCAUAAAACACCUUAAACCUAAAAACAAUGAAAUAUACAUUGACAUGACAUUUGGUGCCGGUGGGCAUACUAGAAAAAUACUGGAAGCAACAUCCAACUCACACAUCAUAGCCUUAGAUCGAGAUCCAAUCGCUCAUGAAAAAGCACAUCUACUUGCUAAAGAAUAUCCUAAUAGAGUCACACCUUUUUUAGGCAAAUUCAGUGAACUACCACAACUGUUAAAAUCUGCAGGAUAUGGACAAUCUAGUAUAGACGGUAUAUUAUUUGAUUUUGGUUGUUCUUCAAUGCAGCUAGAUACAGGGGAACGAGGUUUUUCUAUUAACAAAAAUGGCUAUUUAGAUAUGAGGAUGGAUGCAGGAAGAGAUCCUAAUCAAAUCACUGCAAGGGAAGUAUUGGCAACAGCUACUGAACCAGAACUUUAUAAAAUAUUUAAAAUCUAUGGUGAAGAAAAAAAAGCAGCAAAAAUAGCACAAACAAUAAUUCAAGCUAGGUAUAUGAUUAAGAACAUUGAUACUACAAAGGAACUAGUUGAUGUAGUGAAUGCAUGCACCCCAGAUGAAGUAAGAUUAGACAAACUGCAAAGGCCACAGUCUAAUGCAACAAAAGUGUUCCAAGCUCUUCGUAUAUUUGUAAACAAUGAACUGAAUGAACUAAAUUAUGGAAUGGUAUUAGCUAAAUACUAUUUAAAACUUAGUGGGAGACUUAUAACAAUAUGUUUUCAUUCUCUUGAAGACACAAUAGUGAAAAGGCAUUUAGGUGGUAAUAUAGUAAAUGAAAUAGCUAAUCCUGUCCCGCUAAAGUAUCUUAGUCCAACUUUAGUACAAAAUCAAGAUACAAUAAAUCAAUUCUUAGAAACUCCUUGGAUAAGUCUCACCAAGCAUGUGGAGAUACCAACCGAUGAAGAAGUUGAAAGAAAUCCUAGAAGCAGAAGUGCACGCCUUAGAGCUGCUAUCAAAGUUAAAUAAUUGUUCUCACACAAUUGUAAAAUGAAAUUGUAUAAACCUUGUAGCCAUUUUUAACUAAAACAAUUAAAUUAUAAUGUUACAAAAAAUAGGUGUUGAUCAUGAAAUGGACUAGCAAAUGCAAAUUAGAG